Aspergillus vadensis CBS 113365 is the source of this 613-nucleotide messenger RNA. RefSeq lists its product as uncharacterized. The transcript is spliced from 2 exons. The record is from RefSeq and is a predicted model, not a curated record. The coding region runs from base 380 to 613 and encodes 77 amino acids. NCBI's taxonomy places the organism in Eukaryota, Fungi, Ascomycota, Eurotiomycetes, Eurotiales, Aspergillaceae.
CUUCAAUCGAGGCCCGAUGACAAGACACAAAAUUGAGCACGCUCCCCUGUAACCACUUGAAGGUUCACUGGUGAUCCCAUGACCUCACCUUUUUUGUCGUAAAUAUCGAAAGCUACCAGUCCACCCCGCGAAUUGAGCCUAGGUUAUGGAUUAUCGCUUGAUGUCAAGACUUGAUGGUUUGGAGGUUGCUUGCACGCUAUUUAAGUUGCCUGUGAUGGCGAACUUUUGCUGCUCUGUUAUGGAGGGAUGGAGAUUGUAGCUAGUACCUGCGCUACGAGGUAUUCUAUCGAGAAACUACAAGACACUAUCGAGGCUUUGCCUACUAUCUACCUAUCUAUCGAUCGAUCGAUAGUCUCCAUAAGGAGGCACAUCCAUCGCCAUGUCCACCCCUUCUGAGAAGAAUACUAUGGGCAUCGCGGUUGAAGAAGUCAGAAAGCCUGAACCUGAGCUUGGGAGUCAAAAUCACAGUUCUCCCAGUCUGGAGGAUCUCAUCGAGGAGGUCCCUCCUGUGGAGGACUCGCCGAGUUUGAUUGAGACGAUUGGGUAUUUGCUUUCUAUUCAAGAUGGCUAUGGACCGCCGGAUUCAACAUGGGAUGUGGAGGAUUUUGAUUAA